Molecule: messenger RNA, 4115 nt
Organism: Apis cerana (Asiatic honeybee)
Lineage: Eukaryota; Metazoa; Arthropoda; Insecta; Hymenoptera; Apidae
Source: RefSeq, a predicted model, not a curated record
UAAAUAUAAUUGUGUUUUUAUUAUGAUAAUUCUAUAUAUACAUCAACAUGUCAUUUAGUUGAAAAAAUAUAAAUUAGUCAAAGAUAUCGAAUACGCAUGCGCAAAUAGUGUUUUCGCGCCGUGAACAUCGUAAAGGCCGGCAGUUAGAAUCGAACCUCUGCACGUGUCGGUUAUCCUUUUAUCAUUUUAUAAAAGAAAAAAAAAGUUUUGGUGUCGAGAUGUUUUGUCUGUUUUCUAUUUCAAUACUUCUAUACAAUAUGUUUAUGAAUUAUGUACAAUUGUGUAGUUGAUGUUGAUUCACGGAAUAAUUUUUAAUCGAACGUGCAUAAUACGUAUGAUUGCUCACGCGUUUGAAGCAUGGCUAUCAUGCAAUCCUGUUGCUGUUGGCGGUCUGUAAGAAGAGGUAGCUUCGCUUGUGCUAUUUAUGUUGGGAUUUACUUUAUCGUAUUGGCGCUAACCACGGGUAAAGUGCUCCAGGGGGAGAGUCAAUAUCUGCGGGGGAAUCGUUCGUUGCCGGAAUCCAGCAGUUUCCUAGAAUCGGAUACCAUAUCCCCCACGACGGUAUGGUUUAACGUGAUGCUGUUUAUAUGCUCGUGCUGCGGUGUAAUUUGCAACAUCCUGCUUCUCUAUGGGCUCUAUAAGGAUCAACGUGUCUUUCUCGUACCCUGGAUUAUCGUUGUCGUCACGACCUGUUUCGUCGAUGUGGCGCACUCCUUAUACUUGUUUAUCGUUGCUUCCACUUUUGACCCGACAAAGGUGAUGCUAUAUACGUUGAACUUCUUCCUUUUCUGCCUGAACAUAUAUUCCGUGUUGUGCGUGAUCUCCCAGUAUCAAGAAUAUGUGGCCGGUCGAGGCACUGCCGCGGACGACUACGAAUACAGGGUCAGUAUUCUGAGACUCUCUCAACGGAGACAGGAACGAGAUAAGGGACGAAAAGUUCCAGCAGUGAGGUAUGCCGUUCAGCCGCCAACUACAACCGCUACGUCUUGCCUGAGUUCUCGCAGGGCGGCAACCAACAACGAAACCAAAGCAACCGCAACGCCAACGCAGAGCCCUACCGCGGCUCAGAACACCCUCCCCUUGGAUAAGAGUCCUGUCACAGGACGAUCGAGAAAACACGUUCAGUUCCCUGACACAACGUCUGAUAAUCAGAAGGGAAAAUCCGAAGUUCCAAUCACGGUGUUGGUGCUUAAAAUGGAACCAGAGAACGAAUACACGACGUCAUCAUCCUCGUUGAAAUUCGAGGAAACUAUGACGAUCGAUCAAGUUCUUCAAUCUCAGAAAACCAGCAAUAGCCAAGAUACCCGAAGUGUCCAGAAUCUAUCUUUGUAACCGACUGUGAACUCUUAAUGGCAAGAUUUUCUUAUUGCCAUUUUAUUGCUGGUACUUUCUACUUGCGAAUGGUUCAACAUCGCCAAUGAAUAAUUUAUCUUACGUAAGGAAUGUUCUCAAAGUUGGUCUGUGUGUGAGAUAAGAGAAUUAAGACCAUCAAUGCGCUAGUUCGUUCAAAGCGAUGGUCAAUUCGUAUCACUGAUUUAAUAGACUUACCAACUUUGCGAGUUUCAAAUUAUGUCUCGAUUCGAUUCUUUAACGGGUUCUUCGUGUUUCUCUUGUUUAUUAUAAAUUAUUCGUGUAAAUUCGUAAUAGGAUAAAUUCGUACGUUUGGAUAAAUUGAUUGGAAUUGUCCAAUGAUGAGAUAAUUAUCUCGUGAGAAACUGUCAUUCGUCCUUUGUGUUUUAUGCAAAGAAUAAUAACGUGAGAUUGAUGGCUUAAUGCCACACGAGAAUGAAUUGAAACGCUAACAUAUGUUCUUUGGAUUAUUGUGUUAGCCAUAGUGUAUAGAAUGGUCAAAGGCGAUCAAAUCGAAUGUAACGAUAAACGUUUGCACAACCGUCGAUCAAUAUUGACAUCAUUCUAUUACCGUUAUAAUGAACAUUGAUCUUCCAAUUGAAGAUGGACGCUUCGAUAACACAUCAACUAUUUCAAGAGAAACAAUAGCUUAAUUCUCUGUUACGAAAUGAAUUUUAGAUGAACAUGCCAAUGCUUGCAAAAGAAUACAAGAAUAUAUCAAACAGAUAUAUAAAAUUGACUUGACUAAUGUAUGAAGUUGAUCAAUUGUAUUUUUGUAUUAUAAAUUUUUAGACAAAUGUAUAUUUUCGGGAGAAAAGAGAAUAUUCUCUUGUUUUAUAAUGCAAUUUUUUAAAAAUCAUCCAUUUCGUAUUCCGUCGAUUUAACGCUUGCCCCUUGGUUUCUAUUACAAGUUGUAAUGUCCGAAUAUUUACAAAAAAAAAGAAUAAUGAAAAAAAUAAGUGCGUUUCUUACUCAAUAUUGAUAUAAAUGUACAUAUUAUUGUAAAUUUCAUCGUGUUAGUACCUGUUUAUAUAGAAGUCCGAUGUGGACAUUUGAAAGGCUGUUCUAACGUUUUCAAUAAAAUAAUUUAUGUGGUUUUUAAAUCAGUAGUACUCUUAUUUUCUUAAGCUUGUAACAAUUUAUAUAAUUAAUUAUAAAUCUACAAAAUGCUUAAUUUGAUAUGUUCUCUUUCGUUAAUCACUUGUUCACUCUUCGAUGAAAUUCUUUCUAAUUUGCGAAAACGAUUUUCUUUUCGUCUCUGGUAAAUAAAAUACUAGGUAUAAAAUACUAAACACGUUUAGGGCAGAGAUGCAUAAGAAUGCAACAGAAUAUGCAUUAUAUUCUAACACGACGACAUUCCAGACACGCAACAUAAUGAACGACCACAUGAAGUUUACGUAGAAACAAAAGCUGACACACGUUACUUUCGCGUAUAUCGGAAAUAUUUCGUUUAUAAUAACGUAAGGCAGAAUGGCCAAUCCCAACGAGAUGCUCAUAACGUAAAAUAAUAUCGCUAUCAAAGGUAACAUUUGUAGAUCCAUAGUAUAUAUAGAGUUUUCCUGCACAUAAAAAUAAAUACCUAAUAAAAAACUGAAACUGGAAACGCCUACUGUGGAUAUAAUCAUCAAAGGUCUUCUUCCUAAACGAUCCACUAAACUGAUACACACUAAAGAUGAGAUCAGAUGCAUCGUUAUUAAAACGAUGCUGGUAUAAGCUUCUUGCAAUUCUCCGUUAUAAUUCUCGAAGAUCGUUUGAUAGCCAAUAAGAAUGAUCGAGCCUGAGAAUGCUUGCAGCAUCAUUACACCAAUACUGAUGAAGAUUAUCUUUUUGCCACCUGAAACAUCAAAUAUUUAAUAUAUUAGAAAUUGCGAAUAGAUAUAGGAUUUUUCUAAAAAUUUUACAAAAUUUAAUCUACCUGAUUGAGAUAUUAGAUUGAAGAUGGAAGAUAAAGUUCCUUUAUUACCAACAUCCCAUACCAUGAUCGAAUCCAUUUCCUCGCUAACAUCAGCCGAAUCACGUAAGAAUAUCAAAGAAUCCAUAGCUGCCUCGAAUUUUUUUUGGCGUAACAAAUAAUAAGGCGUUUCCGGAAACCAGAUAAACAUUACAAAUUGCAACAUUGCCAACGACAACGCCACAUAAGAAUAUUGUUGCACAGUGCCAAGCGAGCCGAUUACAUAGCCCAAAAGGUUACCGCAAUAAUCCAUUAAUAUGAAGCAACUGCACAAGGCACCGCGAAUGUACGUAGGAGAGAUCUCUGUCACAAACAUAGAGCCACUCGUGAAAAUUAUACCGUUGGCUAUACCGCCUAUGAAACGUGCGAUGUACAAAUUCUAAAAAUAAUAAAAAUUACAUUUGAUAAGUAUCAAUAUAUGACUUGUAAAUUAAUAUGAAAAAUAGAAGACCGAGUUGUAUAAAUAUUGAAAAUUCACUUAUGCUCUUGAAAUAUGAAAGGAAAAUUUAAAUAUAAUUAUUUAAUGAAUAUUCGUAUUUUGAAAAUUAUAAUGUACGUGUACCAUUGUCGUUGAAUUCCAUACUAUUAGUAACCAACUUAAGCAUGUAGGAAUGAUGGCUAGUAAUAUUGAAAUUUUUCUGCCUAUAAAGUCAGCGAUGAAUAUCGAAACGAAACAUCCGAAUGACAUUCCUAAUUUGAACAUUGACAUUAGCCAGGAAGCCUCGCUCGUAGUGAUUUCAAAGGGAAGACCAUCGAUUAUCAUUGGGGACGUCCAUCCCAAAAAUAGACCACCGUUGAGUUGAGCUAAACACAC